UGUCCCUUGUCCGUGUUGUCUCUUUGGUUCUAUUGUUGUCCGUUGUCUCUUUGGUUCUAUUUAUCUGUAGUUACUUUGGUCGUUGGCGGUAAAAGUGUAGUUGAAUGCUUUCGGAAUAAUUUUUUCGAUAAAAUGAAGGUUGCUGUGGUUACUGGUGGAAACAAAGGCAUUGGUUUUGCAAUUGCCCGUGGUCUAUGCGAAAAAUUUGAUGGCACUGUGUACCUCACGGCAAGAGAUGAGACACGUGGUCUGAAGGCUAUUGAAGAAUUAAAAAAGAAUGGAUUAAAUCCAAAAUUUCAUCAGCUUGAUAUAGAUAACUUAGAAAGCAUACAAAGAUUUCGGGACUACAUAAAAGAAAAAUAUGGAGGACUUGAUGUACUUGUAAACAAUGCUGCUAUAGCAUAUAAGAAUGCAGCAACAGAGCCAUUUGGCGAGCAAGCAGAAAAUACAGUACGAGUGAAUUAUUUUGGAGUUUUGGAGACAUGUAAAGCAUUGUUUCCUCUGCUUCGUCCUCGUGCUCGUGUUGUCAAUUUGUCAAGUUCAGCUGGGCAUCUUCUGAGAAUCCCUGGAGAGAACCUUAGAAAAAAGUUUGUGGAUCCUAACCUGACUGAAGAGCAGCUUUCAGAACUAAUGAAAGAGUUUGUAGAGUCAGCAAAGAAAAAUACACAUUCUGAAGAAGGCUGGGGCAACUCCGCCUAUGUUGUAUCAAAAGUUGGAGUUACUGCUUUAACUUUCAUACAACAGAGAAAGUUUGACUGUGAUGAGAGACCUGAUCUUGUUGUAAAUGCUGUGCAUCCUGGAUAUGUUGAUACUGACAUGACAAGUCAUAAGGGACCAUUAACCAUUGAAGAAGGUGCUGUUGCACCUUUACAUUGUGCUCUCCUGCCACCUGGAGUAAAAUCACCUCGUGGCAAAUAUAUUUGGUGCGAUAAAAAAGAGGUUGACUGGAUCAGUGGACCAGUUCCGUCACAGUGCUAACUGAUGUGUCUGUUAAAAUGAAAGCAUUGUACUUUGAUUGCAUGAACUAUACUUGCUCAAAAUAUUACCUGCUCUGUUAGGACACACAUUCAUGCUUCUGUUACCCUUCAGUGUAAGAACAAUGUACAAAUGAAAAAAUAAAGUGUUUGGGCAAGUAAUUA
Messenger RNA from Schistocerca americana (American grasshopper), 1139 nucleotides. Its product is annotated as carbonyl reductase [NADPH] 1-like. The transcript is spliced from 6 exons. The record is from RefSeq and is a predicted model, not a curated record. Bases 133 to 978 code for a protein of 281 amino acids. NCBI's taxonomy places the organism in Eukaryota, Metazoa, Arthropoda, Insecta, Orthoptera, Acrididae. Gene Ontology annotation, molecular function: carbonyl reductase (NADPH) activity.